This is a messenger RNA of Ctenopharyngodon idella (grass carp), 6623 nucleotides long. RefSeq names its product ADAM metallopeptidase domain 12b (gene adam12b). The record is from RefSeq and is a predicted model, not a curated record. Gene Ontology annotation, biological process: proteolysis. Lineage: Eukaryota; Metazoa; Chordata; Actinopteri; Cypriniformes; Xenocyprididae. Gene Ontology annotation, molecular function: metalloendopeptidase activity.
ACGGCGUUAGGACCCUGCAGAGCACCGCUAUAAAACACGUGGAGAUUCAAGCAGCACUCUUCCAAAGAGUCAACACUCCACCAAAGCACGAGACAAGACCAUUUCUCUUCGUAUCUGUACGUGUGCUCCUUGCUUUUGUUUACACUCUGCACGUGUGACACGGGACAGUGUGAAUACAGUCGAGCACAAGAUUUCAGCACUAUUGUCUUUGUAAAGUUUUCUGACAGCUCUAUCGCGGGUCUGCGACCACCCUCCCCUCGCUCCCCUGUGGAUUUAAUCGUAUUGCAGGAAGUCCCUCACAUCCUCUCCUCCUGCGCUGUGUGUGUGUGUGUUUGGGUGUUUUUUGUGUCAGUAUAUUAUGAAGAUCUCAUCAUAAGGAGCCGGGCAUCAUGAGGAUCUACCGGCGUAUGGAGAACUGGUGCCUCAUGAGCGGACUGCGCGCUUUUGUGCUGCUGAUAGUGGGACUGACAGCUGCCAUCUCCAGCCAUCACUCACCCGAUGGGAGGCAACUAAAAAGUGUGUUCGACAAACUGGAACAAUACCACACCAUGGUACCACUACUGCUGGAAGGAACAGAGCAGCGCCCAAUCAGCUGGCUCCGCUCCAGGACACCUCCUGCUUCGCUGCACAUCCUAAUCCUAGCAGAAGGACAACAGCUGAUUUUAUCUGUGGAGAAGAACCACGGCCUGUUCGCCAGCCAUUAUACUGAGACACAUUACAGGGAAGAUGGACAAACUGUUUCCAGCACUCACAACUCUACGAUGAAUUGCUAUUACCAUGGUGAAGUCCAAGGAUAUGCUCACUCCGAUGUCAGCCUUAGUACAUGCUCUGGUAUCAGAGGGUUUAUCUUACUUGAAAAUAAAACACUGAUGGUGGAGCCAGCUUUUGAACCAGCAAACGACACCCAUGUGAUUUAUGAAGGACAUCACCUACACUUCCCCUCCGGAACCUGUGGACAUGGACACAACAUAUCAACUGUCAGCCAUACAAGCGCUGGAGGACUGCCACAAUCAUUCAGGACGAGGCAUAAACGGGAUGUUCAGAAGACCACCAAAUAUGUGGAGCUCAUCAUUGUAGCAGACAACAGAGAGUUCCAGAAACAAGGAAAAGAUGUGGAGAAGGUUAAGCAAAGGCUUGCUGAGAUCGCCAAUUAUGUGGACAAGUUUUACAGAGUGCUGAACAUUCGUGUAGCUCUGGUGGGACUGGAGGUGUGGAGUGAUGCCGAUAAGUGUGCAGUUACCCAAGACCCCUUCACAACCCUGCAUGAGUUUUUGGACUGGAGAAAACUUAAACUGCUGCCACAGCGUCCACAUGAUAACGCCCAACUUAUUAGUGGGGUGUACUUCCAGGGCACCACAAUAGGCAUGGCUCCCAUCAUGAGUAUGUGUACCGCUGAGCAGUCAGGAGGCAUUGUCAUGGAUCACUCGGACAAUCCUCUGGGAGCUGCUGUGACUUUGGCCCAUGAGUUGGGCCAUAAUUUUGGAAUGAACCACGACACACCAGAGCGAGGAUGCGGCUGUAGGAUGACCGUAGAUCGUGGCGGCUGCAUCAUGACCCCUUCUACAGGGUACCCAUUCCCCACGGUGUUCAGUACGUGUAGUAAGAAGGAUCUGGUGGCUAGUCUGGAGAAGGGAGUGGGCAUGUGUUUGUAUAAUAUGCCUGAAGUCAAAAUGCUCUACGGGGGACAGAAAUGCGGCAACGGAUACAUUGAGGAAGGAGAGGAGUGUGACUGUGGAGAGCCAGAGGAGUGUCUGAACCCCUGCUGUAACGCUACGACCUGCACUCUUAAGGGAGAUGCUGUGUGUGCCCAUGGACAGUGCUGUGAAGACUGCCAGUUAAAACCAGCUGGGACUCCUUGUAGAGAGUCCAGUAACUCCUGUGACUUACCGGAGUUCUGCACCGGUACCAACCCCCACUGCCCUGCCAAUGUGUACCUGCACGAUGGGCAUUUGUGCCACAGUAUGGAUGGUUACUGCUACAAUGGCAUCUGUCAGACUCAUGAGCAGCAAUGCAUUACUCUGUGGGGUCCAGGAGCGAAACCUGCCCCGGGGAUCUGUUUUGAAAGGGUAAACUCUGCAGGUGAUCCCUAUGGAAAUUGUGGAAAAGACUCUAAAGGCUCCUUUGCUAAAUGUGAAGCAAGGGAUGCUAGAUGUGGGAAAAUUCAGUGCCAAGGAGGUGCCAAUAGGCCAGUGAUCGGAACCAAUGCAGUUUCCAUAGAGACAAACAUACCUCUGCAGGAGGGCGGCCGUCUUCUGUGCCGAGGAACACACGUGUACCUGGGUGAUGAUAUGCCUGAUCCGGGACUGGUGUUGGCAGGCACUAAGUGUGCUGAAGGAAUGAUCUGUUUGAACAGGCAGUGUCAGAAUGUCAGUGUGUUUGGAGUGCACAAGUGCUCUGGGAAGUGUAAUGGAAGAGGGGAAUGCAACAACAAGAAGAACUGCCAUUGUGAAGCUCACUGGGCACCUCCUUUCUGUGAUAGGGCGGGGUUUGGUGGAAGCGUUGACAGUGGACCAAUGAGACAAGCCGCUGACAGCAGCGCCGUGGCCGUGGGCGCGCUGGUCACCCUCCUUUGCUUGCUGUCGGCGGGACUGAUUGUGUGCCUGAAGAGGAAAGCACUGGUUCAGAUGCUCUGCAUCAAUAAGAAGAGCGCCAUUCAAAAGCUAAGAUCAGUUGGGCGAAAGCGAGCAACCAGCUCCCCACAGACCCAGUCAGUCUUCAGGGUCUCACCUCAGCACAAGCCCUCCUCUUUACCUUUACACUCCCGAUGUGACAAGACAUCCCAUCCCAGUUCGGAGCCUCUCCUCCCUCCACAUAACUUCCACAGUUUGCGUCGACAGCCUGAAUGUCCCACCCGCUGCCAGCCCAUCCACAUCAGCCACCCCAUGCCCAUCACACUGGGCGUCAGCAUGGGCUCAGGUCUGCAGCCUCUGCCCUCAGUCCCGCCUCAUAGGACUCUGGUCUCACACACACACUCGCCGGGCAGAGCGGCAGGCUUCCAUACACUCCCACGCCAGCUUCCCUACACAAACAACCAGGACCAUGACAAGCCCAGUCCCCCACAGAAACCACUUCCUGCGGACCCCUUAAUCAGAGGCCAUGGGGUGAGUCGAAGCGUGUCAGCGGUGGGAGUGCGGAUACCAGGCCCUAGACCUCUAGCCAUCCCGAUUCCAACAGUACCACGACCACCCCCUUCCAUACCACUGCCGAACAGACCUCUUCCCAGAUUACCUUUUUAUGAUCACUGACAUAUGGACACCACAGCACUGGGUGAAUUUCACCAGCAUCUGAACACACUUGUUUGCACUAUGAAAACUCUGUUGGACCAAUUGACCACCCUGCAGAAACUCUACAGAGGUUCUCACAGAGAAGAGGGCUGACCGGACACCUUGGUGCUGUGCCUCCUCAAAAAAGGUGUUUGUUUGUUCUCGCUCAGGUACUGCAGAACUAUUUAAGAUGUAUAUUUAUUGUGAGGAGGAAACCAUGUGCUGUGCUUGACACUUUUUUUACUGUAUGAACAUUGUGACUUUUUAAUUACAAUUUUUUGUUUGUUUUUACAUGUUGAAAAUAAGGCAACAAAUCAUGUUUUCCUUCCCUUUUUGAGUGUUUUUUCCCUUCAGUUGAUCUAAUGCUACGUUCACGCCAUGUCGUAAUUACAUAGCUCUGGCAUGAAACUCUAGAUGGCGCAGGCUGAUAGGUCUAACUCAUUUGGUAGCGAUCACAUCAUUAUCUGCAUAGCACAGCUGAUUGGUUGUUGAGCUGCGGCUCAACAUUCAAACAAAUACCGGAAGUGUUUGCUGCAGGCUUUCAGAAACCCUCCAUCUUCCCCAGCUCCACCUGUAUAGAUCUGCUACGGGGAUCAAUUCAUGUAUGUUACAUGUGCAGCAGCAGCAGCAGCAUGUCUUACAUGCUCACAGCAAUGUCUGUGAAUGUACUGGCAGUAGCAAGUCUCGGUACUUGCUCUGCAGCAGCAGCAGCGUAGCAGAUCUAUUCCGCCAAGACCAAAUACAUUAACAUAUCCAUAUCCAUAUUCGUUACCAUGCCAAUCUCCCGAGAGUUGUCAUGACAGAAUUACCGUAAUUUCGAGAUGACAACAUGUGACGUUCUAAUUGGAGCUGUGAAGAUCAAAAAAAGAGCUGCUUUAUAAUGACGCAGCAUGUCUGGGAUACUGGAGUACAAACAACAUGAAAUCUAAUUAAACAGAGCGCUGGAAUGGAAUCAGCCACUAAGUGCAAAAAUCCCUUCACAUUUACUUGAAUGAGACAUGUCAUGAAGGAGGAAGUGAUGUGAGCCGUUAUUGUUCAGUCAUCUGUGGCAGUCAUGCUCACGGGCACCAACAAACUAACUUUUUUUUUUUUUUAAAUACACUACCUUAAAAUCAUAUGUGCUUGAGCAAAUGCAGUUCUGUCUGCCCAUGCAAGAAUCACUGUUAAGGCCCUUUCACACCAAGGACGAUAACUAUAUUGAAAAUUAUUAAGAUAUAUAUACAGUCAAACCAAAAUGUAUUCAGACACCUUGAACAUUUCAUUCAUAAUUAGUUUAUUCACUAUAGUUUAAAAAAAUAGUAAUAAAAUAUGACAAGAUCUCAGAGUUAAACUGUGUCAGAAAAAAAUAAUCUUAAUUAUGUCAGAUAACACUUGGAUAAACAUGGUCAGGUCAAAGUGUCUGAAUAAUUUGUGGUUCCCAAAUUUUUAUCAAUUUUACUGGUAAUCCACUGUAUGAAGAAUUUUUGGGUGUAAUAUGUCACAGUUUACUUUAUUUUGCUUAUAUAAAUGAACUAUAGUGUUCUGCACCCAGUAAAAAAAUUAAAAAAUUAUAUGUCUGAAUAAUUUUUGGUUUGACUGUAUAUACAGUAAUUAAUGAUUAUGGCACAGAGAAACAAUAUUGUUGGAAUCACUUUUUUUUUUCAGCUGAUGAAUAAUAAAUACAUUGACAGCCAAUCAGAAUCCAUCCUGCUUUAAGAGUUCGAGCAUUUAAAGUGACAGCGCGCGUAGAAUAAUCAGAACUAUUAUAAUCCGCUGAUGUGGGCACUAAUAUAUUAUUCUUGGUGUGAACAUGCCUUUCUGUUGCUCAAACUUAAACCCAAAGCAUUUAACUGUUUCUGCUACGGACAUGAAUGAUGCCUCAAAUCAUGCGGCUUCUUGAGGAGAGAUGUGCUGUUACUUUUCUUCAGAAAAUGUAAAAAUCCAGUCAGUAUUUAUAGUCCAAACACUUGAAGGGUUGUGAUGUUCCUUUUACAAUAUGUUUUGAAACAUUCAGAAAACUCCCAGUGAUAGCGCGAAAUGUGUAGUGACACCACAGCUCUUAAAAUAUCACAGAUCAGCAUUCCCACUGAGCCAUCAGGAUCCAGCAGCUGUCAUGUCUGUGUCAUUCUGGCCUUGUUGUGCUGUAUACACAUGUUCUUUGAAAUAUCUUCCAAUACUUGAGCUUAUAGAUGUUGAAUUUUCUGUACUGUAUUUCUUGUAUGAUUUCUGACAGUAUACACUACUGUUCGAAAGUUUGGGGUCAGUAUGAUUUUCUUUUUUUUUUUUUAAUUAAUAUUUUUAUUCAGCAAGGCUGCAUAAAAUAUAUCAAAAGUGACAGUAAAAACAUCGGGCCUUAUUUAUAAAAUGUGCGUACGCACAAAUUUGAACUGAUUUUGAAAAAGAUUUGAAGCUUCCGGAAGUGUGUCAAACAGGUUCGGUUGAGCUUCAUGAGGGCGAGUAAAUGAUGACUGAAUUUUCAUUUUUGGGUGAACUGACCCUUAAAAAAAAAACUUGCUGCGAGUUUAUCGGGACCUUUUGAAUAAUUUCUGAAAGAUCAUGUGACACUAAAGACAUACUGUUAAAAAUUCAGCUUUGCCAUCACAGAAAUAAAUUACAUUUUAAAACAAAUUAAAUUAGAAAACAGUUAUUAUACAAAUAUCCCACCAUAUUACUGUUUAUUUGAUCAAAUAAAUGCAGCUUUGGUGAGACAUCUUUCAAAAACAUUUAAAAAAAUCUUAACAACUCCAAACUUUUGAAUGAUUAAAGUAGUCUCUUUAGCCAAAUAGCCAUCUUUCACUACCCUCUAAUGAAAAUGUUGGACAUCAAGAUGAUGUAAAGUACACAGGAUGUAGUAAAUAUCACUUCUGGUGUGUGUUGUCACAACUAUGGCAUUUUUACACAACUAGUGGUUCCCUCUUGCCUAUAACACAGCUCUCUUUACGUACAGCUGGACUCACCGUUAAUCAUAAACUUAUGGGACUGUUGUUCUGCUUGGUACUUCACCCUGGGGGCGAAAUUACACUUCAAAUUUUCCAUAUAAUAUUCCAGCCUUGUUGCUUUGGGAGUGUAACAUACCCAGCUGUCACAGUAUUUCAUUCAAGCCAAGCCUGUGUGUUUCUUUAUGUUCUUGUUUACCUAGUCACAGCAAUGUAUGUUCAUUCCACCUUUUCAUAUGCACUCAUGUGGAUGUAUUGAAUGCUCACUGAUGUUUUUUCAUUGUUUUUUGACAGAUAAUCUGUCAGAUUAUUGCUCAGCUGUUUUAUUUCUAUGAAUUAGGAUAUUAAAAGGGAAAUGUGAAUGCCUUCAAAAAAAGUAACUGGAUAUUUUGUGUAAUGCAAGCAAGGACUUGAACGAGAAUAAAGAGGGUUUUACUAUUGUGAA